Laccaria bicolor S238N-H82 is the source of this 1014-nucleotide messenger RNA. RefSeq lists its product as uncharacterized. The coding region runs from base 1 to 1014 and encodes 337 amino acids. The record is from RefSeq and is a predicted model, not a curated record. The transcript has 4 exons. Lineage: Eukaryota; Fungi; Basidiomycota; Agaricomycetes; Agaricales; Hydnangiaceae.
AUGACUCUCAAAGAUGGGAAUCUUACGAAGGUUAGGGUGUUCCCCUCUCUCCCAAAACCACCCAGCUUUACCCAAGCUCAGACCCAUCUCACCUUUAGCACCAUAGCCGUCAAUCUCUUCAGCAUGGAUGCACUGCAGGGUGGGCAAGGGCAAGUCCUAAAAACCCCAGCCCAUGACUGCAUCCACAAGAUCACCCUCACAUACUGGCAAUCCAAAACCAAGAAAAUAGAGAAGGAGAAGGCUAGGUUGGACCUUCUAUGUACCCAGCUGGAUGAUGGUUGGAAAAAACUCACAGAGGAUGCCAGCAAGGGCAUUAAUAAACUCAGCCAGGAUGACUUUCAAACCUGGCUCAAGCUUUUCACUUCAGUCGCAGCCAUUCUAGAACACCUGUUGGGUGUGGGUGAAACCAAAAAGAAAAAAGAAAAAAUCAUGCCCAAGCCUCUCCGCAAUGCCCUCAAAUUCUUGGCCACCACAUACCAAGUUCAAUUGCUGAAGCUCUCUCUCAAUGAGGAACUCUCUAACUCUGAUCCACGAAAGGAAUCUGAAGAUGCCCUGUCCAUCGACAAUGACCUCAAGCUGGAUCACGUGGCAGAUGUUGACUGGUGUGAAGGCAUUGAGGAGUACCAGGCUUGUAUGUGUGAUGAGCUGUGGACUCAGCUUGGUCACCUGGUGGAGAAAAUGGUUCCUUUCUUCAACCUGAAGCAGGACCCUGAACAUUGUCACGAUCCUUGGACUGAUGAAGGGGAAGCGUGGCUGCAGGAAUGUUCCAAUGGUGACCCCCUAUCCUUACAUUGGCACCAGCUAGUGGGUGUUUUGAAGAUGCUCGAGAACACCUUUUUGAAGAAGCCCAUCUUGCUCGUCGGGCUUGGGAAAACCAUCCAAGUCGCUGCUUUCAUUGCCAUGUUAAGCCAGUACUUUACAGUGCCCCACCUAUUCCUGCAGGAAUUCAGUCAUUCCAGUGGAAUUCCAGAGGAAUCCUGUGGAAUUACACUGGAUUCCUCUGAACUCAUGUAA